AUGCCGCCGCGCAAUAUUCUUUCGGCGGAGUCCGCAGAGCAUCACAGCCCUUUUAGCCGGUCUUUCCAAUCCAGUUCGCCUAUCGCCGAAGCCGCAAUUGCUCGCGAUCUUGCGCAAUAUGCCGACGAGGAUUCGACUUCGAGCACCGAUGAAGCAUCCGAGGCCUCUACGGUCCGUCCAGCGGGCAGACGCCGUUCCAGCACAUAUGCGGGGACGAAUCCGCACUCGCUGACCGGGUCAUAUCGCCGCCCGAGCUACUUCACCAGCGUCAAUCAUGCUACCGUGCUUCCGUCUAAUGGGGACUACCAACCGCUAACGGAAGCUGAGCUUCAGCAGUCGAUUGCCGAAGAGCGAAGUCUGUUGAGUGAUAACCGAGUCAUUCCAGCGGAAGAACCGGAGGGAUUGCAACAUAAACUGAGCAAGCCUCUUCGGCACAGGGGGGGGCCCUCGAAGCAAUAUGGCACGAUUCGGAGCGCUGAUGGACGGGAUACCGAGACUACCGCACUAUUGGGACCAGAGGAGGACCAUGAAAUGGGACCAGAAGAGAUUGAUCGCAAGUGGGAGGAAGCUGUAACGGCCGGGUUGAUUAACACGACGUGGAAGCGGGAAACGGAGGUCAUUAUCAGAUACUCUGCUCCAUUGAUGGUCACUUUCCUGCUACAGUACUCGCUCACCGUAGCGAGUAUCUUCACGAUCGGCCAUCUGGGCAAGGAGGAACUGGGCGCCGUCAGUCUCGCUUCCAUGACGGUUUCAAUCACUGGUAACGCCGUAUACUCCGGGUUAGCUACGAGUCUGGAUACCCUCUGCGCCCAAGCUUACGGAUCGGGCAAGAAGAAGCUUGUCGGUCUACAAAUGCUUCGCAUGAUCUAUUUCCUUUUGGUCGUGACUUUCCCCAUCGCUACUCUGUGGUACUUCUCCGAGCAUAUUCUGGCCAAGAUCGUGCCGGAAAAGAGGGUUGCCGAAAUGGCAGGCUUGUACUUGAAGGUUGCGCUGUUUGGGUUACCCGGGUACGCUUGCUUUGAGAGUGGCAAGCGAUAUCUGCAGGCCCAGGGUGUCUUUUCUGCUUCUCUAUAUGUUCUGAUUAUCUGCGCACCGCUCAAUGCGUUUAUGAACUGGUUUUUCGUUUGGAAACUACAAUGGGGUUUCGUCGGUGCUCCUAUCGCCGUUGUCAUUACCGAGACUCUCCUCCCUAUCUGCCUGUUCGCAUAUAUCUAUUUCCGCGUUGGCUCUGAAUGCUGGUGCGGCUUUACAAGACGCGCCUUUGACAACUGGGGCCCUAUGAUCCGCCUUGCUCUCCCCGGUCUUAUCAUGGUUGAAGCAGAAUGUCUUGCAUUCGAGGUGCUGACCCUGGCUUCUAGCUAUCUGGGCACAUCCGAACUUGCUGCUCAAUCCAUUCUGUCCACCAUCUCUAGCAUCACUUGGCAGAUUCCCUUCCCACUGUCGAUUGCUGGUAGUACACGUGUUGCGAACCUGAUCGGUGCUUCGUUGGUCGGCGCCGCCAAGACAUCAGCUAAGGUUAGCUUCUGCGGAGCUACCGUUGUUGGCCUGUUCAACAUGAUUCUCCUGUCGAGCCUUCGAUCCUACAUUCCCAUGCUGUUCAGUUCCGACCCCGAAGUAAUCGACAUCGUCGCCGAGGUUCUUCCUCUGUGCGCUGCGUUCCAGCUUUUCGAUGCCCUUGCUGCCAAUUGCAACGGUAUUCUCCGCGGUCUAGGUCGCCAGGAGAUCGGUGGUUAUAUCCAACUGUUCUGUUACUAUGCUAUCGCUAUGCCCAUUAGUAUGGGUACAACAUUCUCAUUGGAUUGGGGUGUUAUGGGUCUCUGGACCGGUGUUGCCAUUGCUCUCUUGCUGGUUUCUGCUACCGAGGCUUUUUUCAUUAGCCGAAUCAGCUGGGAACGAUCCGUGGAAGAAGCCCAGCUACGGAAUGAGGUGAUCUAA
Molecule: messenger RNA, 1935 nt
Organism: Penicillium cataractarum
Lineage: Eukaryota; Fungi; Ascomycota; Eurotiomycetes; Eurotiales; Aspergillaceae
Product: MATE family efflux transporter
Exons: 3
Coding region: 1-1935 (644 amino acids)
Biological process (GO): xenobiotic detoxification by transmembrane export across the plasma membrane
Cellular component (GO): membrane
Molecular function (GO): antiporter activity; xenobiotic transmembrane transporter activity
Source: RefSeq, a predicted model, not a curated record